CCUCUCAUCGGGCUUCAUGAGUAGCCCAUCAUCCGCGACCCACAGUGAAACCCUAAUUGUAUAAAACCUAUACUCCUCAGCAACCAGCGAACCAAAGAAGAAGAAAAAGCAGCAGCAGCAGCAGCAGCUACUCCAGCCGACUACAGCCAUGUCAAAGAGAAAGGUCAGAGAGCCAAAGGAAGACAAUGUCACCCUCGGACCUGCUACUCGUGAGGGAGAGCUUGUUUUUGGUGUGGCGCAUAUUUUUGCAUCCUUCAAUGAUACUUUCAUUCAUGUGACUGAUCUCUCUGGAAGAGAAACCAUGGUUCGGAUUACUGGUGGGAUGAAGGUGAAGGCUGAUAGAGAUGAAUCAUCUCCGUAUGCGGCUAUGCUUGCAGCACAAGAUGUUUCAACCAGAUGCAAGGAGCUUGGCAUCAAUGCUCUUCACAUUAAGUUGCGGGCCACUGGAGGAAACAAGACCAAGACCCCUGGUCCAGGUGCUCAGUCUGCACUCAGAGCUCUUGCUCGUUCUGGGAUGAAAAUUGGUCGCAUUGAGGAUGUGACACCAAUUCCAACUGACAGCACCCGUCGAAAGAGCGGUAGAAGAGGAAGAAGGCUGUGAUCUGUUUGGUCUAGUAUAUUAUGUUUUUGCAGCGUGUUUGCAUUUUGGAUGAACGUUCUCGGUGUUAUGACAACUUUUGUAGGUUGUUUGAUUGACAAUUGAUGUUCUAUUUAUGCAAUUUUGGAUUUUGUUAAACAGAGUUUCUGCACUUAAAUGAUCUAUUCUACCUUGUUGCGAGUA
Messenger RNA from Helianthus annuus (common sunflower), 781 nucleotides. RefSeq names its product 40S ribosomal protein S14-3. The record is from RefSeq and is a predicted model, not a curated record. The coding region runs from base 149 to 601 and encodes 150 amino acids. NCBI's taxonomy places the organism in Eukaryota, Viridiplantae, Streptophyta, Magnoliopsida, Asterales, Asteraceae. Gene Ontology annotation, cellular component: cytosolic small ribosomal subunit; ribosome. Gene Ontology annotation, molecular function: structural constituent of ribosome; mRNA 5'-UTR binding; small ribosomal subunit rRNA binding. Gene Ontology annotation, biological process: ribosomal small subunit assembly; translation; maturation of SSU-rRNA from tricistronic rRNA transcript (SSU-rRNA, 5.8S rRNA, LSU-rRNA). The transcript is spliced from 6 exons.